AGUAAACAUUUCACUGUUGUAUUCGGGGGAUGUGACUUAUAAAAUUAGAUUUGAUUUGAAAUGAUGAACACAGGCUCAGUUGUGGGAGGGGCCUCAGACUGUCUUCCCAGUGCAGUGGUCAGUGCUGCUUAAGUGUUUUCCCUAUAGUAUCCACAAGGUGCAGCACCUUUAUGUGCAGCAUCUCUGGGCACUUAGAAGAGAGAGUCAAGUGACUAACUCCAUCUAAAUCUCUCUCUCUCUUUUGUAAAAUGCAUUUCUGGCCUGUUCCCAUUCCAGUCCUAAGACCAGCAUUUUGCAUCUCAAUGAUUGAUUUAUCCCCCCGCCCCCUCUCUCAGCUCCUGCUUAAACUCACUCCAUUAAGAUGUGCACACUCAUCAGUUAUGAAUUCUACCCAUCUUCGUCUCUUCUCUUUGUCUUGUUUACGCCCUCACAGUCAUGCACUCUACCACAACUGAUAUCAUGAAAGUGUUGGUGGAGUGUAAAUUAAUGGAGAGCAUUGAUGCUAAAACUUGACAGAGACUUAAAGAGGAAUAGGAUGGGAAAAACCUUAGGGCACUCUGUCUACUGCCCCUCUUCCCCCAAUUUAAAGUCCCUUGAUAUUAGUUUGUUGAAUUAGAAACACAAUGUGAGGUUUCUUUGUGAAUCCAUCCAGUGUUAUGUUUGAUGUGAGUCUGCCUUUUUGUGCUAUAUGUGUCAAUGGGAGGUAGACACAGGCAGCGCCACACAGGCUAGGGCAGACUCCUUCACUCUAAGUGCUGCUGGUCAUAUUCCAGCCAUCAGCGGAUGUGGAUCAAUGCCUGGUUUACAGCUUUACAUCAUCCUUAAAAUGCCUGGGCAAACAAGGAAACGCUCAGACGGUCAAUCAGAAACUAUUAGUAAAAAACACACAUCAUCCCUCUGGACUCGCUGCCCUCCUACCCCCUCUCUCACUCAUCUUUCUCACUCACUCAAACCGGAGACUGUACUAGAGGGAGAAUUCCUGUCUUGAUGGACCUGUGGGACGGACUUACCCAAAAAGGGAGACACAGGGGGUUCAGCCCUUAACUGGGACAGAAUGUUUACUACAGAGGAUACUUCACAAAGGAGAUUUGGGAGAUGAGGAAUUAAGUAGUAUACCUUUGUUGUUUUUUUUACUCAAAACCAUGCACUGGACCUGGAUUUAGAGGGACUUUUGGAAGACAAAAUAUUAUCAACAAACUCACCUUUUUGCCUUCGCUGGAGAUCAAGGGGUUAAAUGAAUGGCAGCUGAAACAGAGUGACUGUUACGGGAUCUUUACCUUGUUCACCCAUGAAGAGCAUCGUCACUUGCAGAUUUCACCUGCUUUAACAAUGUGUGUGGGUGGGAGGAUGGGGGGAGUAAAGAGUGACCAAUAGAUUUCAGUGUUUGCAGCUAUUUUUCAGGCAUCUUCUUCAAUUCUUUGAUAGGAUGUUUUUUUAGACACACACUUACAGCAGCAAACAUUUGUAAAGUUAUGGAAUACACAUCCUAUAUGUCCAGGGCUGGCCAAUAGAAAGCAUAUAAAGGUUCUUACUCAAAUCAGUCAGCCAUGGUGCUGGAUGGCAUGGAACUGAUUGCAAUUACUGUAGUCAUUGGCCUUUUUUUUGUAAUGUUCAAGCAGUUUGGUGUCUGGGAGCCCUUGUCAUUAGAUGAUGAGAGUAGUGACUGUGAAUUGGAGCUUUCUACUGUUCGUCACCAGCCCGAAGGCUUAGAACAGCUCCAGGCCCAGACCCAGUUUACCAGGAAAGAGCUGCAGUCGCUCUACAGAGGCUUCAAAAAUGAGUGUCCUAGCGGGCUGGUGGAUGAGGAGACGUUCAAGACCAUCUAUUCACAGUUCUUCCCCCAGGGAGAUGCCACCACAUAUGCACAUUUCCUGUUCAACGCUUUUGACAUGGACAGAAAUGGCUCUAUCCGUUUUGAGGAUUUUGUGAUUGGCCUAUCUGUACUGCUCAGAGGUUCAGAAACAGAGAAGCUCCAGUGGGCCUUCAAUCUGUAUGAUAUCAACAAGGAUGGCUGCAUCACCAAGGAGGAGAUGUUGGCCAUAAUGACGUCCAUCUAUGACAUGAUGGGCAGGUAUACCUCUCCCAGUGUACGAGAUGAUGACCCAUCUGAGCAUGUGGACAAGUUCUUUCAGAAAAUGGAUCGGAACAGAGACGGGGUGGUGACCAUUGAUGAGUUCAUAGAGACCUGUCAGAAGGAUGAAGAUAUAAUGGCCUCCAUAAAGCUCUUUGAGAAUGUAAUCUAGGACUGGACAGAGAACACAGAUAUAUGUCAAGAUGACCUUUAAUUGAUUCCAAUAACAGACCCUACAAGCCCCUCCGUACCUUGCCCCUCACCGUUGGAUAAUAGAAGAUUAUUGACACACAAUAGGGAAAUGUGACUCUAAACGUUUGACUCCACUAUGUAUGGGAAAACAAUCCCUAAAAAUGGCCCUGCUGACAGUUCUACUUUCCUUUCCUUUUUUUCUCCAAUUUUUACUAACGACAUGCCACUGACUUUGAGUGAAGCCAGAGUGUUUAUGUAUGCGGACGACUAUACACGUCAGCUACUACAGCGACUGAAAUAAUUGCAACACUUAACAAAGAGCUGCAGUUAGUUUCAGAGCGGGUGGCAAGUAAUAAGUUAGCCCUAAAUAUUUCUAAAAAUAAAAGCAUUGUAUUUGGAGCAAAACACUCACUUGACCCUAAACCUCAACUAAAUCUUGUAAUAAAUAAUGUGGAAAUUUAGCUAGUUGAGAUGACUAAACUGCUUGGAGUAACCCUAGAUUGUAACCUGUCAUGGAAACAUAUUGAUACAGUAGUAGCUAAGAUGGGGAGAAGUCUGUCUAUAAUAAAGCGAUGCUCCGCCUUCUUAACAACACUAUCAACAAGGCAGGUCGUACAGGCCCUAGUUUUGUCGCAC
Messenger RNA from Oncorhynchus tshawytscha (Chinook salmon), 2899 nucleotides. RefSeq names its product calsenilin. NCBI's taxonomy places the organism in Eukaryota, Metazoa, Chordata, Actinopteri, Salmoniformes, Salmonidae. The transcript is spliced from 9 exons. The record is from RefSeq and is a predicted model, not a curated record. Gene Ontology annotation, molecular function: RNA polymerase II cis-regulatory region sequence-specific DNA binding; DNA-binding transcription repressor activity, RNA polymerase II-specific; potassium channel regulator activity. The coding region runs from base 1548 to 2243 and encodes 231 amino acids. Gene Ontology annotation, cellular component: voltage-gated potassium channel complex; nucleus. Gene Ontology annotation, biological process: negative regulation of transcription by RNA polymerase II; regulation of potassium ion transmembrane transport.